CAUGACCGUCAGUUGGGCGGAGCAAUAUCCUCUAAUCGUCUUGGUUAUUAUCAUAUCAACAUACUGUUUGAAUUUUCAUUAUAAUCGGAAGUUUAACUUGGACAAAAAAUAUUUGAAACAAUUGUAAAUAUGGCGAUGGAGCGUGUAUCUCACGAGGAAGAAAUCAGUACUUCGAGUGACACCAGAUAGUGCGUGUAGUGUUGGAGAUUGGUCUGAUGGUUUUUGUUCGUCUUAAGAAUGAAUGUUGGGGAAGUACUCAGCGACUUUUGCGGGUCAGAAUUUUGGAACUCCACUCUAACAUGGCACACACAAAACCCUGAUCUCACAAUAUGUUUCGAAAAAACUGUGUUAGCCCUUGUACCCUGCUCAGUAUUAUGGAUUUUUUCAUCUAUAGAAAUCUAUCACAUCUUGAAGAGUCGAAAAAAGCAUAUACCAUGGAAUUGGAGAAAUGUUUCGAAGUUGUUAGUCGUUGUUACACUGUGUUUAAUUACAGUGAUGGAAAUGUCUUUCGAUCUAUUAUAUCAAGAGAAAUUAUAUCCAGUUGAUGUAAUCACACCGUUCGUCAAACUUUGUAGUUUUGUUUUAGUAUUCACAUUCAUCAUCUAUAACCGAAAAAAUGGUAUACGUUCAUCAGGUGUACAGUUUUUCUUUUGGCUCAUUUUGGCAAUUUGUGGAAUAUUUCAGAUGCGAACAGAGAUCAGAAACUUAAGAAUCAAACAUCAGCAUUCCUACCCGUCUUACUUGUUUUAUACUAUUUAUUAUUCUUUUGUAUUGUUAUUGUUGUUUUUAAGUUCAAUGAAUGACAGACCUGCUAAAGAUUCUACCAAGAAAAACAAAAAUAUUUGUCCAGAAGAAGAAUGUUCUUUUUUAUCUCGUUUAUUUUUCUCUUGGAUCGAAACCUUAGCGUGGAAAGGUUUCAGAAAACCCCUAACGGAUGAGGAUCUUUAUGAUUUGAGGGACCAAGAUAGUGCUAGGCAUGUAGUUGUGAAUUUUGAUUACCACUGGACCAAAAAACAACACAGAAAAAAAAGAACAACAAACCCCAAAGUUUCAGUUUUACCCAUCUGCCUAGAAGCAUUUUUAUCUACUUUUAUAUUUGGGAUUUUACUGAGAUUCAGUAGUGACUUAUUAUCAUUCGUCAAUCCACAAAUUUUGAGUCUUUUAAUCAAUUUUGUUAAGCAAAAGGAAGAGCAUUGGAAAGGAUAUUUCUAUGCAGUAUUACUAUUAAGCACGGGCAUCAUAAAAUCUUUACUAUCUGUACAGUACAGUCAUAAGGCCAACGUAAUUGGAUUGCGAAUUAGAGUAGCUCUCAACUCAAUAAUCUAUAGGAAGGCCCUCAAAUUAUCUAGCAGAGCUAGAAGGAAAUAUACCGUUGGAGAAAUUGUGAACCUCAUCAGUAAUGAUACGAAAAACAUAGCCGAUCUACCGCCAAACAUAAUAUCGGUUAUUUCAGCGAUUAUUCAAGUAUUCAUGUCGUUGUAUUUCCUAUGGAGGAUCUUAGGAAUUGCAGUUUUUUCAGGUUUAAUAGUAAUGAUAUUAAUGAUACCAAUCAGCAGUUUCAUCUCCAAUAAAUUGAAAACUCUUCAAACCAAGAAAAUGAAAAGUUCUGACCAGCGUAUCAAGCAAACCAACGAACUAUUGAACAAUUUCAAAGUUUUGAAAUUGUACGCUUGGGAGCCCAUCUUUCACAGUAACAUUCUGAGAGUGAGAGAAGAAGAGUGUCAUCAUUUGAAGAACUCUGUAUUCUACAAUGUUGGGUAUUCUUUUGUUUGGUUGUGUGCUCCAUUUUUGGUUUCACUCGUUUGCUUCGCCACCUAUGUUUUGAUCGAUGAUAAAAAUAUUUUAGAUGCUCAAGUAGCUUUUGUUUCUCUUUCGCUAUUUAACAUUUUACGAGUACCUUUGAAUACGUUACCAGUUACUUUGAGCAAUAUAGUACAGGCCUCGGUCUCUUUAGUGAGAGUGAAUAAAAUGCUUGGUAAUGAGGAAUUAGAUCCAAGCGACGUUACUCAUCAUGAAGAUGUGUACCCUCUUACAAUAAAAAAUGGUGUGUUUGGAUGGGGCGAAGAACCAACUCUUAGAAAUAUCAAUAUAUCCUUGCCAAAAUCAUCUCUAACAGCUGUUGUGGGAACCGUAGGAUCAGGAAAGAGCACUUUGCUCUCCUCGUUCCUUGGAGAAACUCAUAGAUAUCGUGGUCAGGUCAAUACCCUAGGACAGAUAGCAUACGUUCCACAACAAGCGUGGAUACAAAAUGCCACUUUAAGAAACAAUAUACUGUUUGGAAAACCCUUCGAUCGUCUUAAAUACCAAAGGGUGGUUAGUGCCUGUGCUUUGAAGAGUGAUUUCGAGGCUCUUCCAGGAGGAGAUAAUACUGAAAUAGGCGAGAAAGGUGUGAAUCUAUCUGGUGGACAGCGACAAAGAAUAAGCCUAGCUAGAGCUGUCUACGCAGACGCUGAUAUAUACUUCCUAGACGAUCCUUUAAGUGCAGUUGAUACCAGAGUUGGAAGACAUAUUUUCGAGAAGGUUAUUGGACCCCGAGGCCUCCUCAGUACGAAGACUAGAGUCUUCGUAACACAUGGAAUCACGUAUUUGCCACAAACUGAUAAAGUUAUCGUCAUGAAAAAUGGUGAGGUGUCGGAGUGUGGAACCUACCAACAACUUCUAGAUAAAAAAGGAGAUUUCUCAGAUUUUCUGAUGAACCACUUGAAUGAUGAGAGUGAUGAAUAUUCUAAAGAGCAACUGUGUAGUCAAAAAACUGAAAUUGGAGUGGAUUCUAUGCAAAUGUCAGUGAUGAGUUACGAUAAACUACUUUUGUCGUCUCAAGAUGAUCUUUUAGACGAUAGUCGACUUACCGAUAUCGAAAAACUAGAAACGGGAAGUGUGGGAUGGGACGUCUAUAAAUAUUACUUGAAAACAAUUGGUUGGAAAAUGAUAACAGCAGCAAUUUUUUCUAAUUUCUUUAUGCAUCUAUUGAACAUAGGAUGUAAGGUCUGGCUGAGUAUUUGGUCUACUGAUCAAACUAUGGUGAACAAUGGAACGAAUGAUCACAACAAGACACUUUUCUAUUUAGGAAUCUAUAGUACUUUUGGAUUUGGAAAAUCCUUGAUUGGUAUUUUUGCCGUACUCGCACCUCAAAUUGGAGGCGUAUAUGCCGCCAUCAAAUUACAUCAAAGCCUUCUCCACCGCAUCGUACAUGCUCCAAUGUCAUUCUUCGAUACCACGCCAACCGGAAGACUUUUAUCCAGAUUCGCUAAAGAUAUUGGAACAGUUGAUUAUAAAUUGGCUAUGUUCCUUUACGAAGGAAUCAACAGUUUCUUUAUUGUUAUUGGAACUUUGAUAGUCACAAGUUACACCGCGCCUGUCUUCAUAGCUGUCGUUAUACCUUUGGGUUUGGUUUAUUAUUUGAUCCAGAAAUUCUACAUUGAAACAUCUAGGCAGUUGAAACGUUUGGAAGCAAUUUCCAGGUCACCUAUAUAUUCUUUGUUCAACGAAAGUAUUGCUGGAGCACCCGUGAUAAGAGCCUUCAAAGUAGAUAGAACUUUCACCAAUGAUUUCGAGAAAAAAUGCGACUUUAACAAUUCCUGCUAUUAUCUUAGCAUGAUUUCCAACAGGUGGAUGUCCCUAAGAUUAGAGAUAUUGGGGAAUCUUAUAGUCUUUUUCUCAGUCCUGUUUUCUGUUACAGUUAAACAUUUGAAUGCUGGACUACUUGGUUUAUCCAUAACAUAUGCCUUGGAGAUCACCGAAACCUUGAAUUAUCUAGUACGAAUAGCUUCUGAGGUUGAAACCAACAUCGUGUCAGUUGAACGAAUUAGAGAAUAUACCCAGGCCCCACAAGAGGCACCUUGGGAUAAUUCUGAUGUUUACAUUUCAUCAUCCUGGCCAGAAAAAGGUAUCGUUGAAUUCAGAAGUUUCGGUGUGAAAUAUAGGCCAGGGCUGGAGCUAGUAUUGAGAAAUAUCAACUUCCAAACGAAGCAGAAUGAGAAAAUUGGAAUUGUUGGAAGGACAGGGGCGGGAAAAUCGAGCCUAACUUUGUCGCUUUUCAGGAUUCUGGAAGCAGCUGAGGGAGAAAUUUUAAUAGAUGGCGUCAAUUUGGCCACUUUAGGACUCCAAACGCUGAGGUCACGAAUUACGAUAAUACCACAAGAUGCGGUGCUUUUUUCUGGUACAUUGAGAUUAAAUCUAGAUCCAUACAAUAAAUACACGGAUAGUGAAAUCUGGCAGACGCUGGAGCAUGCGCAUCUGAAGUCUUUCAUACAAACAUUUCCGGAUGGUUUGGAAUGUUCAGUUUCCGAAGGCGGAGAAAACUUUUCUCUCGGACAAAAACAACUCAUUUGUCUCGGGAGAGCCCUGCUCAGAAAAACCAAAGUGUUGAUAUUGGAUGAAGCAACUGCAGCUGUCGAUUUAGAAACCGAUAACCUGAUACAACGUACGAUAAGGCAUGAAUUUAGCGAAUGUACUGUUCUAACUAUAGCUCAUAGAUUGAAUACUAUAUUGGAUUAUGACAGAGUCAUAGUAUUGAAUAAGGGAGCAAUAGAAGAGUUUGAUUCUCCUUCAAAGUUAUUAAAAAAUAGGGGCCUAUUUUAUAAUAUGUGCAAGGAUGCUGGGAUAACUCAGUGAUCUAGAAUGAUCACUUGUAUUACAAAGCCAAAUGUGAUAUUUAGUUUUAUUUUAAGUUUAACGGAACUUAUCAAUGUAUGAAUUUUAUUGUUUUGUAUCCAAACGUGAAUUGUCUUUCUAGGUCAAUUUUUUAUUAAACUAAUUUUAUUUCUAUUUA
Molecule: messenger RNA, 4771 nt
Organism: Coccinella septempunctata (seven-spotted ladybird)
Lineage: Eukaryota; Metazoa; Arthropoda; Insecta; Coleoptera; Coccinellidae
Product: multidrug resistance-associated protein 1-like
Exons: 14
Coding region: 238-4614 (1458 amino acids)
Biological process (GO): transmembrane transport
Cellular component (GO): membrane
Molecular function (GO): ABC-type transporter activity; ATP binding; ATP hydrolysis activity
Source: RefSeq, a predicted model, not a curated record